Molecule: messenger RNA, 1101 nt
Organism: Trichechus manatus latirostris (Florida manatee)
Lineage: Eukaryota; Metazoa; Chordata; Mammalia; Sirenia; Trichechidae
Gene: PRRX2
Product: paired related homeobox 2
Exons: 6
Coding region: 1-768 (255 amino acids)
Biological process (GO): regulation of transcription by RNA polymerase II
Cellular component (GO): nucleus
Molecular function (GO): DNA-binding transcription factor activity, RNA polymerase II-specific; RNA polymerase II cis-regulatory region sequence-specific DNA binding
Source: RefSeq, a predicted model, not a curated record
AUGGAUCCAAUGGCGAGCUCCUUGAUGUCGCUGAUGGGCUCUGCUGUUCGGGGCGAGGGGCUCGGCAAUUACGAUAACACCUCCAGCCAGACAGGGCAACGGACCCCUCUUCGGAGGGAGCCCUCCGGGAGCCAGAGCCGAAGCCGGAGCGGUGGGGGCAGGCGAGGCGAAGGCGAGGAGGAGGGGGAGGAGAGAAAGGGGGGCGAGGGCGCGGCGCGGGAGCCGUCCGGGGGCAGCAGCGGCAGCGAGGCGGCGCCGCAGGACGGUGAGUGCCCCAGCCCGGGGCGCGGCGGCGCCGCCAAGCGGAAGAAGAAGCAGCGGCGAAAUCGCACCACGUUCAACAGCAGCCAGCUACAGGCGCUGGAGCGCGUGUUCGAGCGCACGCACUACCCCGACGCCUUCGUGCGCGAGGAGCUUGCCCGGCGAGUCAACCUCAGUGAGGCGCGCGUCCAGGUCUGGUUCCAGAACCGUCGUGCCAAAUUCCGCCGGAACGAGCGAGCCAUGCUGGCCAACCGCUCUGCCUCGCUCCUCAAGUCCUACAGCCAGGAGGCUGCCAUUGAACAGCCUGUGGCUCCCCGGCCCACUGCCCUGAGUCCAGAUUAUCUCUCCUGGACAGCCUCGUCUCCCUAUAGCACGGUGCCACCCUAUAGCCCUGGAGGCUCCGGCCCCACGACCCCAGGGGUCAACAUGGCCAACAGCAUCGCCAGCCUCCGUCUCAAGGCCAAGGAGUUCAGCCUGCACCACAGCCAGGUGCCCACGGUGAACUGACGUCCUGCCUGCCGGGACCCAGCCAACUCUUUUGCCCAACAAAAGAGAAGGCAGACACACAGGAACGUGACCUUCUCCUGUCCCCUGUCCCCGGGACGGGCUGGUUGGGCUGUCCCGGCCCCUCUCUCCAGCCUGGACUCCUGACCCCGAGAGGCUGCUGAGGCGCCUGGAGCCCGGCUCAGCUCCUUCGUCCACGACCGCCUGCCACUUCGGCCCAUGACCAUUGGAGGGGUUGGGCCGCAAGGCAGAGCAGGAGCUUGCCAAGGACCUCAUUUACUUUGUGUAUUAAAACCAAAAAGCUUUUGUCUUUAAGAAAUAAAACGAUUUUUUAAA